AUGGGCCCCUUUUCUCGCCCCUUUAAGCAGCUGACUCAGAGAGUCUCCCCUGUGGGCCAUUGCAGCAGCAACGCCAGCGGCGACAGCAGGGCCCCCCAACCCUCGAGGCCGCCGCAGACACCUGGCCCGGCCGCGGAUCCCACCGCGGUGUCUUCUUCAGGUGUAUCUCCACACCCCGGGAGAGCUGCGCCUAAGACCCCCCAGAAGAACGCUGCGGGGCCCCCCUCCACGGUGCAGGAUGUCUGUGGCGCCCCCGAGGACUUGACCGCGUGUGACAUCGUGCGAGAUGGCGUCUGUAUCAUAUCUGGGGGGUACCUGCGCCUCAUGCGGCGUCGCCGCUGGCGCGGGCGGAGGCGGCCCCUCAAAAGGGCCCCAGGGGCCCCUCCUGAGCCCCGGUGGGUUCAGGGCCUGCGCAUCAUCAGCGGGGGAGACAUAGAAGUGCGAGGGGCAGUGAUCAAGUGCAGGGGGACCGCAGCUGCCGCUGAGCAGGGCACGGUGUGGGACCUCCGCCGCCGCCUGCGAAGGAGAGGGGGGCCCCUUGCAAGCUCCAAGAGUUUGCGUCGCCUGGGCCUGAAGGGCCGGGGGGUACCCGCGGGGGCCCCUCCCGCCUCGAAGGGGGCCCCCACGCCAACGCAGCGCAUCGAACUCUGCGCCCGCGGCAGUAUUCGGCUGCUGGGCCCGGCGGUGUUGCACUGCAGCGAGACGCUGCUGUGGGCUGGGGACUCUGUCACGGUGGGGGAGGCAGCAGAAGUGACUGCCUCUGCAACCGUCUCCUUGAGGGGGCCCCCAAGCCCGAGGAGGGGCCCCCGGGGCCCUUCUGCUGCUGCUGCUCCUCCCUCUGCUGCGGACAGUUCGUUUGCGGCAUUGGCUGCCAGCCCGACGCUGGACAGCGUUGCUGCUGCUCUUCGGCAACAGCUUGCGCUGGGGGCCCCUUCUUCUGCAGUGGGACCCGGGGCCCCUGGAGGUGGGUCCCCCUGGGGGCCCCCCCACCAACCGGGCGUUCCCUUAUCCCCCUCGAGUGCCAAGGAAGCGGUAUCAGCAGCUUCAGCUCCAGCUGAAGUGCAGAGCGAGGCGGGGGGCCCCCAGGGGGCCCUGCAGCAAGAGGCCCCUGAAGACCCUUAUCCAAGGGGGGGCAGCCAUGGGGGCCUCGGCGGCGUGUUGAAAGACCGCUGCACAGCCAAUGCCUUCAGCAAUCCAGUGAGGGCCCCUGCUGAGCUGCGAGGCGAUGUGUUCCUGCCCCUUGUGGCGGGUGAAGCGGGUGUGGUUUACAGGGGUGGGGUUGGGGGCCCACUGGGUUCACCCCAUGACGGGUGGGGUGCGGCCUCUGCGCAAGAGGAUGACCUCCUCGGGGCCCCCAAGGGGGGGGGACUGGUGGUGGUGGUAGCGGGGCGGCAGCUGUCUGUUGAGGGCCAGAUAAGUGCUGCUGGAGAGCCUGGCUGGGGCUGCGAGGUGACGGGGCCCUCCCCUUCUAAGGGCUCGAGGCAGGCAGCUGGGGGGGCCCCGGGCCCCCACAUGGGGUCCAAAGGGUGGCGAGGCUCAGCGCCCCUGAAAACAGUUUUCCGCAGUCUCCUUGGGCGGCCAUCAGGAGGAAGCGGCCCUACAGAGGCAGGAGCAGCAGGUGCAGCAGCUGCAGCAGCAGCAGCAGCAACCUGUGCAACUGCAGGCAGCGGAGGCUCCAUUGUGCUUGUGGGGGAGUCUGUCGUCUUCCCCAGCCCCAUGCGGAGUGGUCGGGUGUCGGCUGCAGGUGGUGGCUGUAUUCGGGGCCGCCCUGAUGGGUGGGAGGGAGCCGGGGGCCCCUCAGGGGCCCCCCAAAACAGGGUACGGGGGCCCCAGGAGGUGCCCGAGGCCCUAGGAGGCCUCUGCGCUGCAGGGGGAGGAGGGCGCAUCGCCAUAUAUGCGGAGCAGCCGCAUCCCUUGGACCCCGUGGUAAGCCGACAAAAAGAAGUGUUGAAGACUGCAGUCAGGGUCGCCCCCAGCGCCCUGCUGUUGCUCUUGCUGCUGCUGCUGGUGCCCGAGGCCCUAGGGGGCCUCUGCGCUGCGGGGGGAGGAGGGCGCAUCGCCAUAUAUGCGGAGCAGCCGCAUCCCUUGGACCCCGUGGUCCUGGCCCCGGGCGGCUGCGCGCUGCGGAGCAGCCGCCUUGAUUUACUGCCGUGUUUGUGUGGGGGUGGCGGCACUAUCUUCUCGCGGGCGCACCGCCGCCUGAUAGUUGCAAACAAGCUUACUGCAGUUGCUGCUGCUGCUGCUGCUGCUUCUGCUGCUGCUGCUGUGGGCUCUCCAGGCCCACGCGGGCAGCCAGCCAGCCCGCAUGCGUUUGACUCUAAACCCAAAGAGGGGCAGGAGGCGGGGGCCGGCACCCCAUUAAGCGACGCUCGCGAUGCUGCGCUGGGGACCCCCGUGGAUGCGGCUCUGACACCGCUUGAGGGGGCCCCAGGAGGGGCCCCGACAGGGGUGGAGGCACUGGCUGUGCUGAGUGUACAGCCAACCCCCCUGCCCGUGCCGCUCUAUGCCCCCACACUGACACUGGCGGUGGAGGCCGCAGUAGUGACGCUGCGGGGGCGAGCCCAAGGCGGUUUCGGGUGGACCCCCGAGGCGGCGCAAAGCGGGGGGCCCUCUCAACUGCCUGCAGACCCGGGGGAGGCCAAGGUAGUGCUCUGCGCUGCACGUCCUAUCGCCCCUCCAUCUGCACACCGCGGAAGGCAGCCUUCGCCUGCGGCAGCGCAGCGCGUUGGUCUUGGCGCCUUGCGGGGGCUCUGA
Molecule: messenger RNA, 2754 nt
Organism: Eimeria mitis
Lineage: Eukaryota; Apicomplexa; Conoidasida; Eucoccidiorida; Eimeriidae
Product: WD domain-containing protein, putative
Exons: 6
Coding region: 1-2754 (917 amino acids)
Source: RefSeq, a predicted model, not a curated record